Messenger RNA from Postia placenta MAD-698-R-SB12, 693 nucleotides. RefSeq lists its product as hypothetical. The record is from RefSeq and is a predicted model, not a curated record. Lineage: Eukaryota; Fungi; Basidiomycota; Agaricomycetes; Polyporales; Adustoporiaceae. The transcript has a single exon. Bases 1 to 693 code for a protein of 230 amino acids.
AUGCCCUUGCCAUUCGGCCUAUAUCUGAAGAAAACUACUCGACAAGAAGCCCUAGCCACCGAAUAUGUACGCCAGCACACGACAAUCCCUGUCCCUAAAGUUCUCGACGUCGUCCCUUUCCAUGACCGGUUCUACGUACUGAUGACGAAGGCACCUGGUGAGCAGCUAGAGAAGCGCGCAGGGCACAUCAGCAGCCUCUCGCCUCGUCAGCUCCAAGUUCUCCAGGACACGCUACGCGACUGGUUCGACCAGCUCAGAGCUCUCGUGCCUCCGGACCCGCACGCGGUGUGCGGCUUCGGCGGUAAUGGCGUCAGAAGCUUCCGCAUCAGCUAUGAUCGCUACGUGGGGCCCUUCGCCUCAGAGAUGGAAUUCAACAAGAGGCUGCUGCAGUACAACGAGGCGACGCAUACGGAGUUAGCUGCUGCAAGUCACUCGAAGUCACAUCGCAUAUACUUCACACACGGCGAUAUCAACCCUACGAACAUACUGAUUGAUGAAGAUAUGCGACCUGUCGCUCUCGUCGAUUGGGAGUGUGCCAGUUGGAUGCCCGAAUACUGGGAGUACACAACUGCUCUGUACUUCAUGUACCCCAAUUACACGGAGUGGUGCGACUUGUUCACUGGCAUUUUUCCAGACUAUCGCGUUGAGCUUGAAGUGGAAUAUGAGAUAGCUAAGGUCGCGAAUCUGUGGUGA